Molecule: messenger RNA, 3893 nt
Organism: Seminavis robusta
Lineage: Eukaryota; Bacillariophyta; Bacillariophyceae; Naviculales; Naviculaceae
Source: the annotation of a GenBank genome assembly
CACGAUCCGAAGCAGAACCGUUCAAAGAUUUCUUUGUCGCCCAUCGUGGACAUUUAUCUCAAGUCCACAAGUUGCUGUUUGCAUUCAAGGUGUAUCAAUUACUGCUAUUGUUGCUUGAACGAUGAGCCAGGAAAAGCGUCCCUUCCCCCCUGACGACUCUGCUGAGGAGCUGGAACAACCAGAAAAGGCCGAGGCGAAACGCAGUCGAGUGGAAUCCGUUGUCAAAGCUGCCAAUCCCAACAACAACCAGAUUGGCAUUGAAGCGGCACGCGAGACUCUCUUGAAAUACUUUAGGUUGGCUGAAUCGAAAGAUACCCGUAGAGGUAAGCUCUUUCCAUUGGGCCAUGCGAUGAGUCUACCGGUACUGAGGCAACAUCCAUCGUUGGCGACUAGAUCCUUCUUUGGGAAAACAAUGCUUCCCUUCUUCUUGCGAGCUGGCGCUUCCAAUGCAACCAUCCAGGAGCUGUGUGCCAUGUGGAAAUUAGUCAAUCGUCGGUAUGACAAAGAGUGGACUAGGAUCGAUCAAGAUACAAAAUGGUGGCGUGAUGGUUUUCAGCGGCAGCCAAACUUGGUGACGGAUGCUUGCUUGUUCUGCUCCAAUCCAGACACAAUUGAGUUUGUUGCAAAAGCAUUCCCAGACAUGGCCAAUGAAGACGGAGCAACUCCACUGUUUCUUUUUCUUAAGCGAUGUGACCGCAUUUGCCAGGGACUUGCAGAUCAGUAUGGUUGUGAACCGCCUCCAGAGGACAACCAAGCCAAGGAAAUCUUUCAAAUGAUGUUUGAAUGCAGUCAACCCAAAAGAAUGGAUCGGUGGAGCAGUACUACAGAGAUCAUUCUUGGGCGUUAUGGUGAGGGCUUGUCUGAUCUUCUUGCCAAGACCAUCUCCAACGCCUUUGAUGUUAAAACGUUGAUUUUUCAGCGCUGGGAUAGAAAGGCAGUGCAGCGCGCCAAGUUCUUCCUUCCAAAACUUACUCACUUUGACCUGUCUGGUAUUCACAACUGCAAUGAAGACUUCCGCUCUAUACUGGGCAUGUUUUGUGAGGCGAAGCCAGCCAUGUUGGAAAUACUGACUCUUCCUGUGCUCUUUGAAUUUAUCAACCAAAAUGGAACUGAUCUCUUUGCCAAGGCCAUGCAGUCAUGUCCAAACCUUGAGAGCCUCACUUUGGUACCAUUCCAGGCAAAUUUGAGUUCAACUACUGCCACUGAUGCCCAAGCACUUUGCUCACUCUGCGGCGACAUCCUUCUCUGCAUGACAAUGGACCUUGCAUUCUUUCAGGUGCCAUUGCUCCCACUCACUGAUGGCCCGUCACUGAGCAAGCUGCUUCAUGACAUUUCUAUGAAUGUAAAAUCUUGUCGUCUAUUCGAGUAUCCCAAAUACCCGCGGCGGGAUGAUUCUUGGGUUCCUUUUGAUAUUCCACCAGACAGCAGGCUGCAACACUUGAACAUUCAGUCGACCUUGGGUGUGCAGACCACAAGAGGUAUUCUUCGCAACCUUUGUGGAUUGACAUCCUUGGCCAAAUUGGAGCUGUAUGAAGGUCAGCAUGCAGUUGAUGCCAACAACGAAAUUGUGGCACUCUUGACUCGAAACCAGCUUGAAUCUCUGUCGAUGUCGAGCUGUGCUCAAGUCAGUCUCCGGGUUCUUGUGGAUGCUUUGAAAGAGACUUCUUCAUUGAAAAACCUAAGCCUCGGCACUACACAGUGUGGUGAGAGCAUGAAGAGUCUUGCUGAAAUGAUGGAACAAAACAACAUGUCUCUUGAACGCGUGUACUUGGGAAAGUGGUGCAUUUUCGAUCCUUCCUAUUAUCAAAUCAAGUACUGGACAAAACUCAACCACUAUGGAAGGGGAAAGCUGAGCAAUCCAAAAGCACCAUUGGAUGAGUUGAUCGUGGCUUUGGAAACUGCCCAAGAAAAGCAUUUUCGGGACCCUGACAAUCUUUGGUAUGGGCUCCUUCGAGUCAACCCAGGGGCUUGGGCUGAAGCGGGAGUGUUUGGAAUGUGAAUUGGAGGGCAGGCGGUAACAUGCAGGCAAGAUGUAUAACGUACAGUGUAUCUUCACUAAGAAGUGAUAUUUUUGUUGACCUUCCGAUUCAUCUCUUAGCUUCAUCAUCACUGCCCGUACCCACCUGACGUACCAUAUUGACAUCAGGAUGGAACCACGCUGCUCUGGUGGAGGCUUCGAGAAGUCCUGGAAGGCACGUACGGUAUAUCGAAGGCAACCGAAAUCAACAAACAGCCGCUUGCAAGCGUUUCAAGUCUCGGUAUCGGCAAGUCAGUCAAGAAGCACUACUUUGAAGCCAACAUUCGAAUCAUCCAAUUGAUGGGCACGAAAAUCGUGGUCAACAGAGAAGCAAUUUGUUGCUUGGACGAUACCGGUCUCAAGACCGAAGGUCGAGAUCAUUUUGCAAGGACCCGAGGUAGCGUAUCCAUAUUCUAGCUAGACACCACGAAACCGAUCGGUUGCAGACCUCCUCUUCCCAAAUAUUCGCUCUACCGGUAGAUACCUAUCUAGCCACGAGUAGCGCUAAUAACAAUUCAAAGCAAUGACGAACGCAUUGUUCAGACUGGCACAUUAGCUCCCUUGGAAAACUCGUCACUUACAUUAUUUAGUCAAGCUACAAAAAGAAAGCUCCACACACCUACACUUACUCUUGCCUUCCCCGCUUAUUAUCGUUUCCCUGCAUGUCGUCUUCGGCCGCUCGUUUUCGAUCCAGCAAAUGCUGGGGAAAGACACCUCGUUGCACGGAUCGUUCAAUUUCAUCAAUCUCGGCGGGAGACUUGGCAUUGGCCACGAGCUGACGGAUCUGUUCCUUUUGUUCGGGUGUAAAGUUUGUGACAAAGGUUUCUUGCGCCGACUCUCCUUCGCCCGGAACAAAGGUUUUGGUGCUGAGGGCUUCCUUUUGGACAUCACUCUCUAGCGCAGCUCCAGCCGCACUGUUUGCCAAUCGCUUGGCCCGAUCUCGCUCCGAGGUGGUGAUUUUGACAUAAUCCAGUGUCUUGAGAGACGGUAUCCGAUGGAUAAUGUAGAGUCGAUAAUGCUGUCGCUCUGUUUCCCAAAAGAAAAGAAAAGCAAGGGAAAGGAAAGUUACGUGGAUUUGUUAGUAACACCAUGAACAGCAAAUCAGCAUCAGAACAACGUAGCUAGCAAGGCAAUGUAUGACCCAUCAAACAAGUAGGCAAAUAAAUGAAGAGGAUCCCCACAGGAAUUGCCAUAAUUUACUUAUCCCCAUGGUCAUCAGGAGAAAAAGAUUUCACUGGGGAAAGUAAAACCAUGGGCAUCAGAUCCUAACUUUGGAAAAUACAACACAACAAAUAGAUCUUUGUUUGACUUUUGGGUUUACUUACUUGUGACAGGAUUUCCCACCAGAGACAAAAACUGGAGCUUAGGACAUGCUUCUCCCAAUUUGGCCACCUCAUGGAGGGAGGAUAUUCGAUUUUCGGAGAGGACCAGAUUGGUCCAAUUGGGUGUGUUGGUUUGAAUAUUCUUGUGAUCGAAACUCUCAAUUAAAUUUCCCGAGCAAAUGAGAGAUGACAACCGGGAGAGUCGAGGAAAGUUUUCUAAACGUAGCAAUCGGUUGUCGCAAAAGUCAAUGGUAUCAAAGGCAUCACGUGUCACUGCCAAGUGUUCAAUGGCGGGAAUUGCCAAACCUCGCAGUACCAAUUCGCGCUCGUCCAGGACGUUGGUCCGUUGCUCUGCCUGACUCAGUAUUUCCGACGAUAAUCUCAUUAUUCUUUAUCUACCUGUGUGGAUAGAUGGAGCGGUCGAUUGUUCCUUUGGUCUUCUAUUGUUGUUGUUGGUUUGGCAUGGUCACCAUGGUCGUUGUUUGGAACAGAUCGAUGGCUGGCAGCUGCCGCCGACGUGGUCCAUGAAGGUUCGAGUUAGUGACUUACGGCAC